AUGACGAGGACGAUUUGUAUUGUUUAUGCUACUCAAUCAGAAUUAAUUAAAUACGAAAAUGACCAAAUCGACACCCUUUUAAAAAAUAUUGGAGUAAAUCCUGAUAAAUGGAAUUUAUUUAUUUAUAACGACAGCAACAAUCCAAACCAAGUUUAUAGUGGAACACAUUGGUCUUUAAUUAUUUUUAAUCCAAAUCAAAAGAAUUUUUUACUUUUUGACCCUGCUAGAGGCUUUGAAAAUUAUGAUAAUGUUAGUGAACCUGUUUAUUCGUUUGUUUCUAAAAUGACAAAUUAUUUAAAUGUAACAUCCAACCAACCAAUUCGGAGAUAUACUCAAACGCCGUUUAUGGAAAUUUCUGGUGAUUGUGGUAUUUAUAUAAUUGAAUAUUCGAGAAUUAUUUUUAAGUAUAUUUCUGGUGAUUUUAAAGUUGAUCAAGAUUUAAAUUUUAAAUUUGAUGGAUAUUUAAGAGAAGGGUUGAAAGGUAUUGAAAAAGCUCGUUUAGAAUGGCAAAAGACAAUCCUCACUUUGACUGAAAAAGAAAAGAGGAAAUUAUGA
This is a messenger RNA of Meloidogyne enterolobii, 555 nucleotides long. NCBI's taxonomy places the organism in Eukaryota, Metazoa, Nematoda, Chromadorea, Rhabditida, Meloidogynidae. The record is from the annotation of a GenBank genome assembly.